Molecule: messenger RNA, 1467 nt
Organism: Pteropus alecto (black flying fox)
Lineage: Eukaryota; Metazoa; Chordata; Mammalia; Chiroptera; Pteropodidae
Gene: TMPRSS4
Product: transmembrane serine protease 4
Exons: 12
Coding region: 1-1467 (488 amino acids)
Biological process (GO): proteolysis
Cellular component (GO): membrane
Molecular function (GO): protein binding; serine-type endopeptidase activity
Source: RefSeq, a predicted model, not a curated record
AUGACGACCAGCAACUCCCUGGAUGGAGAUCUAGAGCUUGGGCAGAUGAGCUGCUCCCUCAGCCUGGGGAUUCCAGACAGAGAAAAGGAAGAAAGAAGAACGGAUCCUGAUAGUGAUCAACCCCUGAACAGCCUUGAUGUCACGCCCUUGCGCAAAUCCCGAACUUCCCUGGAGACCUUCAAAAAGACGGGGGUCCCCAUCAUCGCAGCACUGCUGAGCCUGGCAAUCAUUGUCAUCAUGGCUGUCCUUGGCAAGGUGAUCCUGGACAAAGACUACUUCCUCUGUGGGCAGCCACUCCACUUCAUCCCCAGGAGGCAGGUGUGUGAUGGCCAACAGGACUGUGCCUUGGGGGAGGACGAGGAGCACUGUGUCAAGAACUUUCUCAGCGGGCCUCCAAUGGCAGUCCGCCUCUCCAGAGACCGAUCCACCCUUCAGGUGCUGGAUCCAGCCACGAAGAACUGGGCCUCCGUCUGUUUCAACAACUUCACAGAAGCUCUGGCCCAGACGGCCUGCAGGCAGAUGGGCUUUGACAGCAAACCCGUCUUCAGAGCUGUGAAGAUUGGUCCAGAUCAAGAUCUGGAUGUUGUUGAAAUUAUAGCAAAUAGCCAGGAGCUUCAGGUGCAAAACCCAAGUGGACCCUGUCUCUCAGGCUCCCUGGUUUCCCUGCACUGCCUUGCCUGCGGGGAAAGCCUAAAGGCCCCUCGGGUGGUGGGCGGGGAGAAGGCCCCUGUGGAUGCUUGGCCUUGGCAGGUCAGCAUCCAGUACAACAAACACCACUUCUGUGGCGGGAGCAUCCUGGACCACCAUUGGAUCCUCACAGCAGCCCACUGCUUCAGGAAGUAUCAUGAUGUGUCCAAUUGGAGGGUGAGGGCCGGCUCAGACAAAUUGGGCAAUUUUCCAUCUCUGCCUGUGGACAAGAUCUUCAUCACUGAGCUCAAUACCACACACCCCAACGAGAAGGACAUUGCCCUUGUGAAGCUGCAAUACCCACUCACAUUCUCAGGCACAGUCAGGCCCAUCUGCCUGCCCUUCUCUGAUGAGGAGCUCACUCCAGCCACCCCACUAUGGGUCAUUGGAUGGGGCUUCACAGAAGAGGGUGGAGGGACAUUGUCUGACACACUGCUUCAGGCAUCAGUCCAGGUCAUUGACAGAACUCGAUGCAAUGCAGAGGAUGCAUACCAGGGGGAAGUUACCAAGGAGAUGUUGUGUGCAGGCAUUCUGGAGGGCGGUGUGGACACCUGCCAGGGUGACAGUGGUGGGCCCCUGAUGUAUCACUCUGACCUGUGGCAAGUGGUAGGCAUCGUAAGCUGGGGCCGUGGCUGUGGGGACCCGAAGACCCCAGGAGUAUACACCAAGGUCACAGCCUAUCUCAACUGGAUCUACAAUGUCCGAAAGGUGAGCAUGUUUGCCUGUUGUUCCUCCCUCCCUUCCUCUACUCCUAGGAUACCAAAUCAUUCUGAGAUUUGA